Messenger RNA from Ipomoea nil (Japanese morning glory), 2412 nucleotides. RefSeq names its product pentatricopeptide repeat-containing protein At5g18950. NCBI's taxonomy places the organism in Eukaryota, Viridiplantae, Streptophyta, Magnoliopsida, Solanales, Convolvulaceae. Gene Ontology annotation, molecular function: protein binding. The coding region runs from base 205 to 1998 and encodes 597 amino acids. The record is from RefSeq and is a predicted model, not a curated record. The transcript is spliced from 2 exons.
UACAAUUGCCGUUUACCCCCUCCCCUAUCUGCUUCGAUCUACACGGCCGCCAUUCCUGCAACUCAUCUUCCAUAGCUUUCGCCUUCGUAUCCUCUAUCGUAUACACACAUACAUGUAUGUAUUCAUACAUUUCUUUUCUGUUUAGGAUUUGUAUAAAUUUCUGAAAUCCCCUUUUCGAAGUGGAUGAAUUAUCUGUAGUAUUGAAUGGCUAAACCACCCCCAUCUUUUUUCACCUACAUAUUUCUUCGUCAAAACCCUAGCCCCAACCCCACAAUCCUGAAUCGCAGUCUAAGCAUUUUAGGAACUAAUGCGGGUAGCGAAGGGUCUGUCUCAUUGAAUUCGGAUAAUGUUAGUGAGAUAUCAAAAGAUGUUUCGAGAAUAAUACGUACACGGCCGAGAUGGGAGCAGAGUUUGUUUUCCGAGUUCCCAAGUGUGAACUUUGCUGAUCCUAAUUUGUACUGUGAGGUUCUGAAGCGACAAACGAAUGUGAUGGUGGCGCUUCGGUUUUAUCGUUGGGUUAGUUCUCAGAAUGGAUUCUUGCCUGACCCGGUUUCCUCUGAUGUGGUUUUUAGUGGGCUUGUGAAAGCCAAGGCUGGAAGCCUGGCAAAAAGUUUUCUUGAGAGCACAAAGUAUGCUCCAGAGCCUAGUAGUUUGGAGGGGUAUAUUGAGUGUCUUUGUGAUAAUGGGUUGAUUGAGGAAGCCCUAAUGGUGUUUGAUGAAUUGAAGGGAGUUGGUCACUGUCCAUCACUGAAUGCUUGGAAUUCAGCCCUAUCUGGUUCGGUAAAAGCUGGGAAAACUGAUGCUGUUUGGAAACUGUAUGAGGAUAUGAUGGGUUGUGGAGUUGCAGGCGACGUGGAUACAGUUGGGUAUUUAAUCUAUGCAUUUUGUUUGGAUAGGAAUUAUUCAAAAGGUUAUGAGCUUCUGCAGCAAUUGUUGGAAGGUGGGCAUGUCCCUAGUAAUAUUGUGUUAAACAGAUUGAUUUAUGAGUCUUGCAAGAACAAUGAGUCCUUUAGAAUGACAGCUCUUCUCUUUGCCAUGAUUGCCAAAAAUUGUUCUCCAGAUAUAUACACUUAUCAAGAAGUUAUUCAUGGUGUGCGGGAUUGCAAGAAUAGAGACAAGCUUGAAGUUUUUCGAAUUUUUGAAUAUAUAAAGGACAGGGGAUAUGCUCCAGAUAGGGUUAUGUAUUCUACGGUAGUUCACAGUCUUGCCAAGAGCAAGAUGCUGGGCAAAGCUCAAAAGGUAUGGUCCGAGAUGAUAAAGAAGAGAUUUGUUCCAGAUGAGUAUGCUUAUAAUGCGCUGAUACACGGGUAUUUUAAAACGGGUAAUCUAAAGGAGGCAGAAAGGCUGCAUAAGGAAAUGCUUGAGAAAGGAUUCGUUGAUUCCACAGUAACCUUCAACAUCUUGAUUGGCGGGUAUUGUGCAAAUGGAAUGUUUAAGAGAGCAUACAGAUUGUUUGAACAUAUGGCAAGGAAAGGUGUUGUUCGUGAUGCAAUUACUUACAAUUCCCUAAUUCAGGGCUUUUGUGAGGGUGGAAAUGCUUCUUAUGGUCUAAAAAUAUUUUAUGAUCUUCUAGAGCAUGGAUUGCAGCCAUCAACUACCUUGUACAAGGCAUUAAUUGAGAGGCUUUGUGAGGAAGGGCGUGUUGAGGAAGCAAAAUGUUUUUUGAAGGAUAUGGUGGAUCAAGGUCUGGAACCUGCAAUGUGUAAUCACAAUUCUAUCAUAGUUGGGUUGACCAAACAAGGAAGAUUUUCCAAGGGGAUAGAAUGGCUGGGCACCAUGAUAAAGAGUAGGCUCAGACCACAAGGAAGGACUUUAGAGAGACUAAUUUAUUCCUUGUCUAGAGCAGAUAAGUGGGAUGAUGCUUUACUCAUUUUAACUUACAUGCAUAAAUUGGGGUUGCAGCCAUCAGGUACCUUGUACAAUGUUUUAGUUAAGAAACUUUUUGAGGAAGGGCGUGUUGAGGAAGCAAAGUGGUUUUUAAAGGAUAUGUUGGCUUGACAAAGCAAGGAAUUUUUUCCAAGGGGAGCGGUUGGCUACCACGAAAAAGGGUAGGCUCAAACCACAGGGUAGGACUUUGAGAGACUAAUUUAUUUGUUCUCCUAUCAUGAGCAGAUAAGCAGGGUGAUGCUUUACUCAUUUCAACUUGCAUGCAUAAGUUUUGUUGUGCAGUCGGUAAAUAUAUUCCCAUUUUCUUACAUAGCAAACUUUGUGAGGAUAAUUCCUAUGGUGCAUAGGCACAUCUUGAGAAGAUUCUCCUGUUAAGUAAUUUUUCUCUAUUUCUUUCUUGUGACUGAGCAGGAGCAAAGAAAAUUUGUCUAGAAUUGAAUUUUGACUCAUUGUAGCUAUUUGUUAACAAUGUUGUAUACUGGAUAGUUCAGUUCCAAUAAUUAGUCCUCUUUAUUUCUGGAUUAA